This is a messenger RNA of Erinaceus europaeus (western European hedgehog), 951 nucleotides long. RefSeq names its product butyrophilin-like protein 2. Gene Ontology annotation, biological process: regulation of cytokine production; T cell receptor signaling pathway. The transcript has 3 exons. Gene Ontology annotation, molecular function: signaling receptor binding. The record is from RefSeq and is a predicted model, not a curated record. NCBI's taxonomy places the organism in Eukaryota, Metazoa, Chordata, Mammalia, Eulipotyphla, Erinaceidae. The coding region runs from base 179 to 904 and encodes 241 amino acids. Gene Ontology annotation, cellular component: external side of plasma membrane.
UGUAGUUGGAAGUACCGUGUUUGUUCACUGCUCACCCACUGAGGGGAUCCUGACUCUGGUCCUGACCAGGCAGCUUUCUCCUCAGGCCCCAGAGUUCCAGGAAGAGUGUGGAGGGAGUGAGCAGCCCCCAGGCCUGUGAGCACCUGACCCUGCACCCUGAGAGGAGCCCUGAGCUGAGAUGCAGCCCUGGUGUGUGGGCAUCAGCACCCUCCUGCUCUCAGCCCUGCUUCCCUGGCCAGGCGCAGGUGAAUUCCGUGUGCUAGGCCCAGGAGCACCUGUCAUUGCCUCAGUUGGGAAAGAAGCUGUGCUGCCCUGUCACCUCAGCCCAGAGACAGAUGCUGAGGGCAUGGAGGUGACCUGGUUCCAAAUGGAUCCUCCAGCUCUGGUGCAUCAUUAUGCUGCUUCCAAGGAUCAUCUGGAGGACCAAAGCCCACAGUACCGAGGGAGGACAGAGUUCCUGAAGGAGAACAUCAACACAGGGCAGGUGGCCCUGAGGAUCCAUCCCAUCCUCCCUUCAGAUGAUGCAGAGUACAGGUGUUACAUUGCAAGCCCCACAUUCGAAAAUGAAGCAGAAUUCAAGUUGUUGGUGACAGCCUUAGGCACAGCUCCUAAGAUUCACAUUGAGCCUGGAGGCAAUGGGGAGAUGAAGCUGACCUGCACAUCCAGGGGCUGGUACCCAGAGCCUGAGUUGCAAUGGAGGAACCUCCAAGGACAGCAGUAUUUGUCACCAGUCUCUGAGACGAAGACAGGAGCAGAGAAUGGCCUGUUUCAUGUGCAAACAUCUGUUACUGUAGACACCAGGUCAAGAAAUGUGUCCUGCAUCAUAAGGAACCCAGUCCUCAGUGAGGAGAAGGAAGCACACGUUUCUUUAGCAGGUCAGUGUCCUCCAGUGUCAGCAUCCUGAGAGAUCUCUGCUGAGUAAGGAGGGGACAGCCUCCAAGACCUGAGAGU